AUGAGCGAGGAUUGCCCUCAACUAUCACGAAAGAAGCGCAAGUCGGACUCGAGCGACGAGUUGAGCCGCGCGAGCAUGUCGACAAACGCGGACGAGAAUACCGAACUGGUAGAAAAAGAGUGUGAAGAGUUGAAAGCGAAGUGCAAGGAUUUGGAGGGGAAGAAUCGGGAGUUGCAAUGGCAGUUACAGUGGGCGAAGAAGGAUUCAAAGGAGAGAAUGAGUGAGGCUGAAAGAAAGUAUGAGUUACUAGAGAGAAGUCACGAGAUGUUAAAGAAGGAGACUACUGGGGACAAGGAUUUAAAGCAGAGGAACUGUAACUUGGAAGGCGAGAUUGAGGCUGUGGAAAGGGAGAACGAGGAGUUGGAGAAGAAAUUUGGGACAUUGAAGGGGACUGUCCUGAGCUUGCUGUCAUAA
This is a messenger RNA of Alternaria arbusti, 414 nucleotides long. RefSeq lists its product as uncharacterized. NCBI's taxonomy places the organism in Eukaryota, Fungi, Ascomycota, Dothideomycetes, Pleosporales, Pleosporaceae. The coding region runs from base 1 to 414 and encodes 137 amino acids. The transcript has a single exon. The record is from RefSeq and is a predicted model, not a curated record.